UCUGUCUGACGUGGGUUUGGUGAUGGUUUCGCUACUCCAGGACCAGUCCAAUAUUAAAUUUUCUCCUUCGGACACUCUGGAAAGGGACCAGCAGGACCUGAUGAAGGCACAGGGGGAUUCAAUAUCCCCAGUUCAGCAGAGUGAGAACCCCAGUUACAGCUGCCAGCCCUAUGAGCCAGACACCAGGACAGAAAGGACGAGCUCGGAAUCCUCUCCCAGCCCCAGCCCGGCUUCCCCACGCCAGGAGCCCACGCAGGGCAGGUUCCCCUCCAGCCAAGGAAUCCCUUGUGGCACCAACAAAUUCAGGGCAUCCUUCAGCACCGAGAAAUUCCGGCGCUGCAGCUACGAGGAGAACAACGCCGGCAGCUACGAGCGCUUCCUCAGGAGCAGCAGGAACCCCUUCCACCCCUACAAGAGGCAGCUGGGCGAGGAUGUCUUCCAGGAACCACAGCAGGCCCUGCCACCAGAAGCUUCUCCCUUCAAAAGCCACCAGAGCAUCGAUGGCUUUGAGGGGCUCCCGGGAUCUGCUGAGGAGCCAGAGGCGUUUCCCACCCACAUCCCAAAUAUCUCCUCGGAGCAGCCGUGGUGUACCAACCUCCAGUACAGCAGCACGGGGCAGGAGCACGGCUCUCAGCUCAUGCAGGAUUCAGACCUGAAGCUCAGGACAUCCCCUCUGGAAGGGCAGCCUGGUUUGUACUGCUACCAGCCCCAGGUGCAGCAGAUGUAUUGCUCCUCACACCCUUUCCAUCAGUACCCCUCAGGAGGCAGCUACCCCGUGACUUACAUCGCUUCCUCGCACUACCCCUACCAAAGGAUUGCUCCUCAAAGCAGCCAAGAAUCUCAGCAGCCUCUGUUCCCCAAACCCAUCUACUCCUACAGCAUCCUGAUCUUCAUGGCUCUCAAAAACAGCAAGACAGGGAGUUUGCCAGUCAGCGAGAUUUACAAUUUCAUGACGGAACAUUUCCCUUACUUUAAGACAGCUCCAGAUGGUUGGAAGAAUUCCGUGCGCCACAACUUAUCUUUGAACAAGUGCUUUGAGAAAGUUGAGAACAAGUCAGGGAAUUCUUCUCGAAAGGGCUGUUUGUGGGCUCUGAAUCCAGCCAAGAUUGACAAGAUGCAGGAGGAGCUUCAGAAAUGGAAGAGGAAAGACCCAGUUGCUGUGAGGAAGAGUAUGGCAAAGCCAGAAGAGCUUGACACCCUGAUAGGCGACAAGAGCGAGAAGCUGCGCUCCUCCCUGGCCUCCUGCAGCCCAACGGGCGCUGUGGGUUCCUCCCUCUCCAGGCAUAUGGCAGCGCAAUCCCAUUCCUUGUGCGAGCCCUCGCUCUCCUCGGGGGUCCCGCAGGGAUUCCACGGCAUCCACGCCCCGGCAGCUCUGCAGGCCAAGAGCCCCCUGCCCGCUUUGCUUGGGGGGCAGCAGCCCAGCUGCUACACAUCCCCCCAGGGCUUCCCCCAAAUCCCCACCGCGCUGCUGCAGCACACGCCCGACCCUCCGAGCCUGUUCUCUGCUGGGGAGGCUCAAAGCCAGCUCCGGACUCAGCCCAGCAUCCCUCAGGAUUCCCCAGUGCCGGCUCAGAGCCCCCCGAGCUGCGGGAUGAAGAUGCUGCCCGAGCAUUCCCCGGCCAGGACGGUGCAGGACACGCUGCUGCAGGAGGGAGACCUCAGCAAUGACAUCGAUGCUCUUAAUCCAUCCCUCACUGAUUUUGAUCUCCAAGGGAAUCUUUGGGAGGAGCUGAAAGACGACAGCCUGGCCGUGGAUCCCCUUGUCCUCAUUUCAUCAUCCCCGCAGUGUUUUCCCUCGCACUGCCAGCUGGAGAGCGGCGGGAGCGCGCCGGGGAGCGCGGCCGGGAGCGCGCACGGGAGCGCGCCGGAGCUGCAGCUCACCACGCUCUACUCCGCCUUCAUGGAGCUGGACACGGUGUCCCCCUCGUACCUGAGCAGCCCCGGCUCCAAACCCAUCGCCCUGAUGUGAAGCACAGCCCCAAAGCAUCGCCCUGACCAUCGCACACCGCCCCGCCUCAGCGAUGGCACGGGAAUGCCAAUUUUAUCUUUUUUUUUGUUUUUUUGUUUUUUUUUCCUCCAGAACUUGCCCGCAGGAUAUGUAGCUUUACUAUGAUGAUUUUCUACAGACAGAUAUAAAAAAAGAAAUAGAAAAAAAAA
Messenger RNA from Taeniopygia guttata (zebra finch), 2157 nucleotides. It is a transcript of the gene FOXN1, whose product is annotated as forkhead box N1. Lineage: Eukaryota; Metazoa; Chordata; Aves; Passeriformes; Estrildidae. Gene Ontology annotation, molecular function: DNA-binding transcription factor activity, RNA polymerase II-specific; transcription cis-regulatory region binding. Gene Ontology annotation, biological process: regulation of transcription by RNA polymerase II. The record is from RefSeq and is a predicted model, not a curated record.